Amborella trichopoda is the source of this 662-nucleotide messenger RNA. The record is from RefSeq and is a predicted model, not a curated record. NCBI's taxonomy places the organism in Eukaryota, Viridiplantae, Streptophyta, Magnoliopsida, Amborellales, Amborellaceae.
UACAUCUGUAGCCAUGGCAAGGUCUCUAGUGCACAUUGAAACUAUGCAAAGUAUGAUGCCAAGUAGGAUAGCCAAACCAGAUCUCAUCCACUCAAUUCAUGCUUUGAAUGGUAGCUUUCAAAAAGCAUUUAGAGAACAAAUGAGGGUUGUGCUCUACUAUGAGGCUUAUGAGAUAGAGAAGGGAAAUGAGAGGUGGGUGUUAAGUGGACUACUAAAAGAGUCCAUUUCAGUGACCCUCUCUGGCUAUCCAAGGCUCUCUGGGAGGCUCAAUGAGAUGGAGGGUGGAUGGCCGAGGCUCUCUGGGGGCUCAAUGAGAUGGAGGGUGGAUGGAGGAUCUUGGCUAGGGGCAGGUGGGGCAGGGGCAGAAUUGCCUUAUUGGAAGGAUAUUGAGACUGAGGAGCCAAACUACUCAACUUUGAUGUAUGCUCAGUUGAACCAUAUCUCAUCCAUCACUUUACCGUUCUUGCAGUUAACCAGGUUUGAGUGUGGUGGUUUCGCAGUCGGUCUCAGCUGUAGCCUCCUCCUCGCUGACCCAAUCCUCUAGACUAAUUUCACGAGAUCAUGGGGUGAGACCCAUAAGAGACUUUCCCACUACCCUGAGCUUUCAAGGCCUUACUUUCCUUACGACACGAAAACACAGGCUACCAUCACUCCCACCCACG